This is a messenger RNA of Helianthus annuus (common sunflower), 828 nucleotides long. RefSeq lists its product as uncharacterized. The transcript has 2 exons. The record is from RefSeq and is a predicted model, not a curated record. Lineage: Eukaryota; Viridiplantae; Streptophyta; Magnoliopsida; Asterales; Asteraceae. The coding region runs from base 1 to 828 and encodes 275 amino acids.
AUGGUGGAGGCGAUUCACUCUAAUGGGUCGGGCUGGUCUUUUCUUCCGUUAAAGAAGUCCCUUGGUGGUGUUUGGUCUAGUAUCGUGUCCGUCAUUAAUAAUCCGGUGGCUGGGCGAUCUCGGCUUCGUAACCUCUUUAGGGGUUCAGUCGGGAAUGGUGAGCAACUUCUCUUCUGGCUUGAUCCUUGGUUAAGGGAUGUCCCCUUAAUGGAAGCUUUUCCAAAUCUUUAUCGUUUGGAGUCGGUCAAGAAAUGUUCGGUCAGGGAUAGGUUGAGUGGUGUCUGGCUGUGGAAGCAUGAUCCCGUCUUGGAAAAUGAAGUCAUCGAGCUGGAUUCUCUUACCGCUGAAGUUGCGGCUGUUUCUUUGAUGAACAGGCCGGACGAAUGGAAAUGGCUGCCUGAUAAUUCAGGUUCCUUCUCUGUUCAUUCUGUUAAGACUUUGUUGGAUGGUGCUGUGGAUAGCAAUAAUAGGUUUGUCAUCGACUGGUGCAAGUGGGUCCCUUCAAAGUGCAACGUUUUUAUUUGGAGAGCGGAGUUGAACCGUAUCCCGACGGCCGAUUCGCUGCGGAAGAGAGGUAUCCAGAAGGUUUCUCGGUGGUGCGGCUUGGCUCCAAUCUAUGCUUUUUCUUUUGCUGAUCUAUUAAACGUCCACAAUCACAAGAGUGUCAGGGCUGAAGUUAAGAAGGUGGUUCAUGGUAUUAUGUUCAUUUCAAUUUUUUCAAUUUGGUGUCUGUGGCUGGCCCGUAAUAAAGUGGUGUUCUCGAAUGUAGACGCCAAGGUUGAUAGUAUUUUCAACGAGGUUAGAUCGUUAAGUUUUUUUAUGGUUUAA